AUGCAGCGGCUACGUAAAAAGGAUUCUUUGCAAGGAUUUAUGAACUCGUUUAAGCAGUUUGAGAAAAAAUUAGAUAAACUGCAAGAAGAUGUUCACAUGCAUGGAAACACACUGUCGGAACUCAGAGUUAUGGUCUCCAACCUUGCAGCGUCCGUCAGCACUGAUAACAAACUCGGAGACCCCACGCGCCUUUCGAGGAAAAGCAUAGGCGUACAGUAUGAGAAACGGUUUAUUAACAUGCGGCAAGGUAACAGAUUACCGCUCACUUAUUCAAACAAGCUGACGUCGAAGAGUUUCUUGGAGCAACCAAAAAUUAACCACAAUGCCAAGGAUUCACCGUUUCUUCAGAAAAUGUCAACACCUAUGAUGAACAAGCACCGCAGGAUCAGAAAGCAAGAAGCGCCCAGAAAGGCAACGACCUUGCGUAACCAGAAAGGGCCAGAGAAGCAUGGCAAAACACUAUUAAACAAACGUUAAACUAAAUAACCGCCCAAGUAAACCGCGUAGCUAUAAGGUGCACUUACCACCUGGUGACCACCGUUUAGUUAAAUUAUCAACUAGUAAAAGAUAAAAAGAACAAAAAAUUACUGUGCUUAGAAUUUAGUUUAUUUCAGGUCAGAAUCAUAUUUUCUAAAGUCACUUGCGUGUACUAAUGGGUACUUACGCUGGGUUAGACGCUUUCUGAAAAGAAGAAAGAAAUUAAGAAGACCAAGAAAUAAGUAGCAGACAGUUCGCCAGUUUUAGUUACUUACAGUCUAAAUAUGCUGAUCUCGGCUACAAGAAUUACAACGGAGAUUAGGAUGCCAUACAACAUCAGAAUGAGAACAGGUCUUAGGUCUAGAAGGCCGACGCUGCUAAACGCUGUCAUCUUAUCUGCACAUCGCGGUUUAGGGAUCUGCAUUCGGCGGUUUAGGGACGAUCGUAUUCCAACCU
Messenger RNA from Hyposmocoma kahamanoa, 933 nucleotides. RefSeq lists its product as uncharacterized. Bases 1 to 477 code for a protein of 158 amino acids. NCBI's taxonomy places the organism in Eukaryota, Metazoa, Arthropoda, Insecta, Lepidoptera, Cosmopterigidae. The record is from RefSeq and is a predicted model, not a curated record. The transcript has a single exon.